This is a messenger RNA of Pyrgilauda ruficollis (rufous-necked snowfinch), 4537 nucleotides long. RefSeq names its product family with sequence similarity 234 member A (gene FAM234A). Bases 408 to 2060 code for a protein of 550 amino acids. The record is from RefSeq and is a predicted model, not a curated record. Gene Ontology annotation, molecular function: protein binding. Lineage: Eukaryota; Metazoa; Chordata; Aves; Passeriformes; Passeridae. The transcript is spliced from 12 exons.
AGUGGAGAACAGCCUUAUGUUGGGAUAUAAAGGUCACAAGUGUUUCCUUUCACCUCUCCAGCUGGGAGCCAGGCUGACAGACAUGGGAGGUGGCAACAAGUCUUUGCAACAAAAGGAGCUUUUGGGGUGUUUUUCUUGAGGGAGACCUGCAGACCAGUCAGUCCUUUCUGCGUGGGGUCUGUAGCCUUCUUUGUGCAGCUCCAGCAGAGCUGAUUUCCUCCUCUGGGGAAGAAUUAGUGCUGUUCCUGCAUUCCCUGAACUCUGUGUGGGAGACCUCCAGCACCAGCAGUGUGUUGUACCCAGCUCUGUGACAAUACACUGGUUUGCUCACCUCUCAUUAAAUGUUUCCAGUGUGAAUAUCAGGUGAAGGAGGAGGAGGGUGUCUGAAUACCAAUGAAUGGGCUGUGAUGGAUAACAAGGACUCAGAAGCUGAGAUCCACCCUCUGAAGACUGAGGAUGUAAAAGCUCAGGAGAACCAUGAAAACUACGUGGAGAGGAGGAUUAUCAAGUCCUCGGGGCUGUCCCGGCUGUCCCGGUGGCGCACUGCUGCCUUCUUCAUCUCCCUGUUCCUCUGCCUGAUCAUUGUGUUUGCUUUCUCCUUUAUCAUUCCCUGCCCAGAGAGGCCAGUUUCAGAAAGAACAUGGUUCCAAUACUACAACAACGCAGAGCCCUACCCGUUCCUUGCUAUAGAAGACAUGAAUGAAGACAAAGUACAAGAUGUGCUCUUUGCUUUCAAAUCCAGCAAUGGCAGCAGCAGAUUCAACAUGUCCUGUGUGGAUGAAGGGCUGCCGUCUCCCUGUGCCUUCCUCGCUGCGGUGUCUGGCACGAAUGGCAGCGUGCUCUGGGAGAGCCCUGCUGCAGAGGACGUGCAGUGGCUGCAGUGUGGCAUCCAGCAGCUGGGCACGGCAGCAGCCCCGGGCUGCCUCGUGGUGGAGAAGCCACUGUCCCUUACAGCCGUCAGCCUGAGCACAGGGGAAGUUCUGUGGAGGCAAUCCCGUGACUUUGGAGCUAAUUAUACUGUGCUGACUCCUUUAUCAGUGAUUCCAGAUGUGGAUGAUGAUGGAGUUCAGGACCUGAUAAUCUUUAUUACUAAAACAGGCCAGGUGAAGGUCUUCAUCUGUUCAGGAAAAACUGGCCAGCAGAUUGGCUCCACGGGCAGCCUGAGGGUAGAUGGCAUCGCUCGCUACGUCAGGCUGCAGCUGCACUCCUCCUCCUACUUCCUUUUCUACACAGAGAAUUCUCUCUAUGCAUAUUCCCUGGAAGAUCUGUGCAGUACAGUAGUUGGGGAGGAAGUUAAGCUUCCCAACUUCCAGCCGGAUUCUCACUGGGAGAAGCACAUUGACCGUGCCACGCACCUCUUAUCCCUUCUCAGAUUUGAAGACAUUCACUACCUGGCAACAGUUCCUGGGCACUCACGGGACAACAUCUUGGUUGUGGACUCGGAGGUGGCUACACUGAUCAACACAAAAGAUCUCCACGCUGUGUGGACCCUCAAUGUGUCCCGUGUUUUGAGUGAGCCGCUGCUCGGUUACUACAAACCUGAUGCCCAUGGUAUUGUCCUGGAGAGUGAGAUUGGACCCAAUAGGAAGAAGGUUAUGAUUGUUGAGAGUGAAUCUGGAGCAGUCCAGUGGGAGCUGAAGCUGAACUCAGGAUCAGGGAGCCCCGGCCCAGCCACACUUCCCACUGCGGAUCACCGCUCUGCCUUCCUCGUGUGGGGAGACUACCAGGAGCCAGGCAAUGAGACAAGACCCCGAACUCCUCUCCAGAAGCUGUACCUUUUCCAUCCUUCCUACACUAAUGUCCUGUUGGAGCUUCGCAACAGCACCGACCAAAUCAUUGCGUUCAGUGCGGCGCUGUUCGAGCGGAGCCGUCACGCCUGCUAUCUGCUGCUGCGGGGCCCCCAGCCCGGCGAGGGGCCAGGCCCCCUGUCCCUGAUGAAGAGGAAGCUGAAGGAGGAUGUGGCACUGAGCAGGGUGAUCUGGCUGCGCCGCACGCCCGGGGAUGAGGAGCAGCACAUCCGUGACCGCCUCUACAGGAUGCGAUUCCAGAGCCGAGAUUGAGCUGAACGGGGAAUGGGGAGAGGCUGCCCUGCUCUGCAGCCGUUGUCUCAACAAGCCCAGAGCCUGCAUUCCCAUGGGAAGCUGCCUUUCUUGAUCCACAAACCAAAGUGUGGCUGGCAGGGAAGCACCCCCAGUGUCUAGGGACACCCAGGCUGUGGGGGCAGCUGCCAGAGUGUCCGUCCUCAGAGCUGAUGGGACUUCAGUGCUUGGCCACCACUGAAGUGUCAUCAGCUCAGGGAGGAGGGCUUUCCCCUCCAUCCCUCUGUGCCCACAGAACUGUGCUGACUCAGGAGUGUGUCUGGAGGAAAACAUGUGCUUGCUGAGGUGCCAGAAUUGAUGAUUUCUGGGAUGGCUGAGAAGUGGAGUUGGAUGUCUGGGAAGUGGAGUUUGCUGUGUGAUGUUAGAUUUCCUUUCUGAGUCAGCUCUCCUGGCUGGGGAGAGGUGCUUGGCUGCAAGUUGAUUUGCAAUUACCCUUUCCUGGAUUUGGGCCAUGCUUCAGUAGUGGGGGGGUGUGUGGUGUCCACAGCUAUGGCUGUGGUGUGUCUGGUGUCACUUGGGCCAGCAAAGCACAGGUUAAAGUGUCGUUCUACUUAGCAAAUGGCCUUUUCUCCCCAGAACACCCCCAUGUGUCCUACUCUGCAGUCACCAGCCUGCCUGUGUCUGUGUUCUCUGCUGCUGCCUUCCCAGCCAGGCUGUGCAGUGUUGGUGGCACUGAGAGGGAGCUGGUCUCCCACCUGAUGGAUGCAUCAAUGUUCCUGCCUUCCCUCAGCCUGCUUAUAGAUGGUGAGAGAUCCACCCUGAGGCCAGGCUGGCUGGUCCCUGGAGGUGCCACCACCACCUCUCCAGGUGUAAGGAACCAGAGGAUCUAGGUUGAGUAGAAUUGCACUUGAACCUUUUCUGGGAGCUGGGAUUGCUGCUCUGGGAAGCCCUGUACCCAAGUGGCAGUGCUAGCACCCUCCUCAUUCAGCCUUGCAGCUGCUGAGGAGCCUUCUCCAAGCACUGUCCCUGUUGCCAGGGGUGGGCAGGAGCUCUGUGCUGCCUCCCUGCCCUUGGAAUUGAAGUGAUGCUGAGUGAGGAUCCUCGAGCUCUCUGCCCAGCCUGGUAUCCCAAGGGGAUGGGACAGGUUGCUGUGUGAAGAUGACAUGUUUCUCCUCGAGAUCCUUGUAGCACCGUGAGGUGUUUGCUCUGCCCUGUCCUGAUGGGUGCCAGUGCAGGCUGUAGAAAAAAGGUGCAGAGCCUUGAAAACAGUUUGAACCAGCUACUCAGUCCUGAAAAUAAAAACUAGGCCUAAAAAUAAUCUCUCUCAAGCUCUGCAGUGCUGGAGGGGCGUUGGCCAGUGCCUCCCUCCCUUGCUGAGUCUGACACUGGGGGAUGUGUAGAAACACUGUAGGAUGGGAAUGUGCAGCAUCAGGCACCAGUUCUUCCCUUCAGCCACUGCUGAGCCCGAAUGUGCCACUGGGCUGCUGCUGUCACCAGCUCACGCCACAGCCCCAGCCCUGCCAGGCUGACAGCACAGGGAGCUGGGCUGCCUGGACACCUCCUGCUUCCAGCUGACCAGUGGCUGCCUGAAGGGUGCUCUGUCUCCCUCUGUCCCGUAUCCUGGGCAGUCAGGGGAGCCAGUCCUGGGGUGUCCAGCUGUGCUGGAAGGCAGUGAUGCUCUCUGCAGAGUGCUCCACAACCUUCAAAAGCACCCUGGGCUCAAAAUGAUUGUGUUGCCCCUCUGCCUCUCUUCCCAGCUGUUUUCUGAGGGAGUCCAGGAGUGCAGGGAGGUUCCCCAGCUGUGUCCCCCAGCUUGGGUUUCCUCUUUGCUCAGCACCUUAGGCCUGACAGCUGCCCAGGUCUCUGUGCCAGUGUUGCAGCCAUAAGAGGGCUGGAUUGAGGCAGCCCUUCAGCCAGCUGGGACACAGGGCACAGGGCAGGGGACCCCGGGCUUGCACUGGAGCCCAGCCUGAGUGCUGGGUGUGGAUUGUUUCCUGCUGAGAUUCCCCUGGCUGGGAGCAAGGGGAAUGCCUGGGCUGUGUUCUCAUGACACUCUCCCUCCUCAGAUCCCUACCAAGACAUGACCUUCCCACAGGCACACUGAAUGUUCCUGGAGGAGAGCUGGAUUUUCAGCUUUGAGGAGCUUUCCUGGCUUUAAGUUGUCCAGUAAUGUUUCUGGACAGUUUGGAAAAGCAGAUUUCGCCGUGGCAGCUCAAUUAAACGCAUCAGUGCCAAACCAGCACCUUCUUGACAAAACCAGUCUGUUUCCAGCUUGUUUCCUGUGUAAUUGUUCUUUUGCAGUAUUUGAUGAAUGACUUUGUGCCUUGAUUCAAUAACUCAUCUGGGUGGCAAUGGCUAUAUCACUGUGUUAUGUGUUAGUGUGGUUUUUAACACUGAGACUGUUUGGUUUGGUUCUUUAACUUAUUGCAAAUUGUGCCGUACAGGACUUGCUCUAACCGGAAUGGUUUCAAUAAAUCCUCUUUUGCAUUGUUUGUAAA